Messenger RNA from Vicia villosa (hairy vetch), 2628 nucleotides. Its product is annotated as putative pentatricopeptide repeat-containing protein At1g12700, mitochondrial. The record is from RefSeq and is a predicted model, not a curated record. The transcript is spliced from 3 exons. NCBI's taxonomy places the organism in Eukaryota, Viridiplantae, Streptophyta, Magnoliopsida, Fabales, Fabaceae. The coding region runs from base 136 to 1773 and encodes 545 amino acids. Gene Ontology annotation, molecular function: protein binding.
CAUACAUACCUUAGACGUUGUGUACCCAGCAGCAAGAGCUAGCACGGAGUUGACAGCAAUUGAUCAGCUGGAUUCUACCUAUUGAUCAGCUGCAAAUCUCCAAACUCGGAAUCGUUCUCCAUUGUUAACCUACCGAUGUCGUUCACAAGGUCAAGGUUAAUUUCUUACUCCAAUUCUCUUUUUUCAUUUCACUUUCUCUCUAAACCUUUUUCUCACUCUCUGCAUCAAUUCACUCCUAAUCAUAUCAUUCAUGAUGCCAUUUCCUCAUUCCAUAGCUUGCUCCACAUGCAUCCUACCCCAUCCAUCAUCCAAUUUAACAAGAUUUUAGGUUUUCUUGCUAAGACUAAGAAUCAUUACACCACUGUUAUUUCCCUUUCGGACCAAUUGGAAUUCAAUGGAAUUACACCUGAUAUUGCUACUUUGACCAUCUUGAUCAAUUGUUACUCCCAUCUAGGUCAAUUGAAUUUUGCAUUUUCUACAUUGGCAAAGAUUCUUAAAUUAGGUUAUGAACCGAAUACCAUAACCUUGACUACACUUGUCAAUGGUUUGUGCCUUAAUGGUAAGGUGAGAGAAGCUUUGCACUUUCAUGAUUACGUGGUUGCGCGUGGAUUUCACUUUGAUCAAUUUGGUUAUGCGUCAUUGAUUAAUGGGUUGUGUAAAAUUGGGGAAACAAGAGCUGCCAUGCAAAUGUUGAGAAAGAUUGAAGGGAAAUUGGUCAGGCUUAAUGAGGUAAUGUAUAACACCGUUAUUGAUAGUUUCUGUAAAGAUAAAUGUGUAGACGAUGCCUAUGAGUUAUAUUCCGAAAUGAUUGCAAAGAGAAUUUCUCCUGAUGUUGUCACUUUCAAUUCUCUAAUCUAUGGAUUUUGUAUUGUCGGUCAAUUGAAAAAAGCGUCUAGUUUUUUAAAUGAGAUGGUGUUGAAAAACAUCUACCCGGAUGUUUGUACUUUUACUAUACUGGUUGAUGCUCUUUGUAAGGAGGGAAAUGUGAAAGAAGCUAAGAAUCUAUUAGUUGUGAUGAUGAAAGAAGGUGUAAUACCUAAUGUUGUUGUUUACAAUUCAUUAAUGGUUGGGUAUUGUCUAGUUAAUGAAGUGAAUAAGGCCGAGCAUGUGUUGAGAACUAUUUCUCGAAUGGGAGUAGCACCUGAUGUUCGGAGCUAUAGUAUCAUGAUAAAUGGAUUGUGUAAGAUGAAAAUGGUCAAUGAAGCCUUGAGUCUCUUUAAUGAAAUGUGUUGCAAAGGAAUUGCUCCUAACACAGUGACUUACAAUUCUCUCAUUGACGGUUUGUGCAAAUUAGGUAGAAUCUCGCAUGCUUGGAAGGUUGUUGAUGAGAUGCAUGAUAAUGGUCAACCAGCUGAUAUAUUCACUUACAGUUCUUUAAUAGACGCUUUAUGCAAAAACCAUCUUGUUGACAAGGCUAUUGCAUUAGUCAAAAACAUCAAAGACCAUGGCAUUAUACCGGAUAUCUACACGUAUAGCAUACUUAUCGACGGACUAUGCAAAGGGGGACAACUUAAAAACGCACAUAAUAUUUUUAAGGAUCUUUUGACUAAGGGUUAUUGUUUAAAUAUCCAAACUUAUACAAUUAUGAUCAAUGGAUUUUGUAAAGAGGGCUUGUUUGAUGAAUCAGAGGCCUUGCUGUCAAAAAUGGAGGACAAUGGUAUCAUUCCUAAUGCUAUAACAUAUGAAAUUAUUAUCCGAGCACUCUUUCAUAAAGAUGAGAAUGAAAAGGCCGAGAAACUUCUUUGUGAAAUGAUUGCUAGGGGUCUACUAUAAGAGUGAUUCUAGUCUACUGUCAAUAAACUUCAUUUAUUUUUAAGUGAGUCAAAUUACAAACCAAUCUCAGAAGAGAGAAGCGAACACUUUGAUAUAUGUGAAUUAGCAACCCGUCUAUGCUGGUUAGAGAUAAAAUGGUUCCUUUGUAUUUCCCUAUUGGCAGAGUCUAACAGUUGAACAUGUUGAUCCUGCGGUCUUUCAAGCUUCUCUAUGCACAAUCCGUGCUACAAUCCUUGAGUUACAAUUUUUCAAUCCUUGAACAUGGGAACGGGUGUUGCAAGAUAUUACAAUCCGUGCUACAAUCCUCGAGUUACAAUUUUUCAACCCCCUCAUGAUCUUGUGUACACUCUCGAUUUUUACAACAACGUAUCAAAGCUCAUUCCUUUUCCUCUUAAAUUCUGUAAUAUGGUAUGAAAUCAUGUUCAGUAAAACAAUUAUGUAUGGAUCAAACAUUGCCAUGGUUACAUCGGCUUACUUUAUUAUAUUUGUAAUACUUUAUUCUUUUCCUUCUCUCACUGCUAUCACUGAACAAUUAUGUAUAACAUUUUCACCUAACUGAUCUACACCUACAAUUCAAACAUUUUAAUUCAUGGAAAUUCACUUGUAUGACCACGCCGGAAGAGCUUGAUAAUCUAUCUAGUAACAUCUGAAUUGGUUCAAAGUAUACAAUGUAAAUCUGGUUUGUUACUGCUGUCACAUGCAGUACUUUAACUUGGAAUGUUCCUAUUUAUAUCUACAUGAUAUUGCAUUGAAAAGGAUCUUACUCUAAUAGGUUUGUUAAAUUUUGGUUCCAAAUAUAGCUCAUUGAAGUUGUUAAAUACAUGCAUCAAACUUUGCCUAGUUACAUUUUCUUGA